Molecule: messenger RNA, 447 nt
Organism: Trichobilharzia regenti
Lineage: Eukaryota; Metazoa; Platyhelminthes; Trematoda; Strigeidida; Schistosomatidae
Source: the annotation of a GenBank genome assembly
AUGUCAGUACUUCAAAAUACUGGUUGUAUGAAUAAAAUUGAUCAAAUGCCUAUCGUGCUGAUACCGAUUCACUUUGAUCGUGAUCCAAGUCAAGUUGUAUCUGUUCCUUCUAUUCUACGAUCAAUUGUAUUGAGACCAGUGAAGACAACUGAUUUUAUGACGUGUGUACCAGCUGUUCCUGGAGUUCAUUUUCCAGAAGAAGUUGUUUACAAAAUGCAAAAAGCAGCCGAAGAAGUACCGGUAUAUCUCGAGUUCUCUACGAUCUCACAUCAAAACCACCAGCCACUAUUGAAUGGGAAUAAUCACUCUACAUCCCUCUAUGUGUGUGUGUGUGCGCGUAUGUGCGUAUUCGAAUGCUGUUGUUUUUCCUUCCGCUUUCUAUAUAUGACUCUGUUUCCAGAAAGAAAAAAAAACAAAGAAACCAGAGAAGGAAAGUAUCCUUUUUGA